AUGGCGGGCCCCGAAAAAAUCGAAGAACAAACUCUGUCCUUUUAUUUCAAGAAAAAGUACUACCCGGUCAAGAUUGGUCAAAUAUUCAACAAUCGAUACCGAAUAAUCGCGAAACUUGGCUAUGGCGCCUACUCUACAGUCUGGCUUUCGUGGGAUGGAAGAGCAUCGGAGUAUAUCUCGCUAAAGGUGUCUGUACGAGUUAACAACGCUGAAACCUGCCCUGUCUUUAACGAAGUCAAUAUGCUCCGACGGCUGAGGGAGUUUGAAGAAAAAGAAGAGGCUAAGUACGGGGACAAGCAUAUUGGACUGCCUUAUAUACGCCUUGCAAAUGAAAUUUUCGAGACUGAAAGCCAAUUUGGGCAACAUUAUUGUAUGGCGUUCAAGUCUCAAGGCAGCAGUCUCCGUACGCUGCAGGAGCUUAUUCCUACUUCAAGGAUGCCAAGGUCAAUGACAAAAUGUUUUAUUCACCGUCUCCUUUUCGUCAUGAAUUGGCUACAUGUUACCUGUAAUGUUGCACAUACUGAUAUUUCCGCUCAAAAUAUUUUAAUGGAAAUUGAAAACGAUUCCAUCCUUAAGGAUGUUGAGGCUCGGGCACCAUUAACUAACAGUGUCCCAAUAACGAAUGACGAUGGCUCUGUUGUUUAUAAGUCCGUUCCGGUCGAACCUAGAAUUACCUCACAGCCAAUUCUUACCGACUUCGGCCAAAUGCGUGCAAUCGAAGAAGGUGGAAACAAUGAUUGGUGGAUGUCGGAUCUCUAUCGUGCCCCGGAAAUUGUCCUUGGACUCCCAUGGGGCUGCCCUGUAGAUAUGUGGUCUAUUGGUGUGAUGACUCUUGAGCUCUUGGAAGGAAACAAUAUCUUUGAUCCAGUUGACCGCGUUCAUAGUCAGUAUGUUUUACCAUUAGCCCUAGCGCAGUAUAUUGGAUAUCUUGGCCCUCCCCCUCUGGAGUUGAUUCAACAGAGCCCGAUUUUCUCAAAUUACUUUGAUGAGGAUGGGAACUGGGCAUUAUCCUCUGAGCUUGAAAUACCGCAGAACUCUCUAGAGGAAUUUGUCACGUCUAUUCCACCAGGCGAAGAAAAAGACCAGUUCUUGCGGUUUAUACGGAAGAUGCUGACUUGGGACCCCAAAAAGAGAGCCAGGGCAGACGAACUAGCUGGAAAGGAUGACUGGUUACUAAGCCCUGUUGAAUGGGAAAUAUAA
Molecule: messenger RNA, 1200 nt
Organism: Ophidiomyces ophidiicola
Lineage: Eukaryota; Fungi; Ascomycota; Eurotiomycetes; Onygenales; Onygenaceae
Exons: 5
Coding region: 1-1200 (399 amino acids)
Biological process (GO): protein phosphorylation; spliceosomal complex assembly; regulation of mRNA processing
Molecular function (GO): protein kinase activity; ATP binding
Source: RefSeq, a predicted model, not a curated record